Molecule: messenger RNA, 822 nt
Organism: Alternaria novae-zelandiae
Lineage: Eukaryota; Fungi; Ascomycota; Dothideomycetes; Pleosporales; Pleosporaceae
Exons: 2
Coding region: 1-822 (273 amino acids)
Source: RefSeq, a predicted model, not a curated record
AUGGCAAUCCAAGGUCCUUUCCGAUGCUCGAACUGCAAUGUUAUCGAAGAACCCGCCAAUCCUCUCAAGCGCUGCGGCGGCUGCAAGGUGCUCCGUUACUGCUCUCUAUCUUGCCAGAAGGCGCAUUGGAAAGAUGUCCACAAGCACCGGUGCAACAAACCUCGUAACCACAAGGAUGAGAACUGGCCUGAACAACGUAUGCCUGCACGCAUCUACCCGCACAACACUCACCUCAGUAUUACGUCCGCGGAUUCAUAUGAUGGGGUUAUGCCCGGUCUUAUCAAACAAGAUGAGCCUAUGACAAUUCACGAGCAGAAAGCUUCCGCUUCUGACAAGAUUCUACUGAACAAAGACGAGCCGACAGCCUACAAACUCCUCAUCGAGAGCUUCCGCGCUUGGGAUGAGACAAAACGUUGCAGCCUCGGGACUAUGAUAGACCCACGCGACUCGUAUAUGGACGCCACCGUCAAGUACAACACCGGCUACCUCUUCGAAGGACUACUUAAGCAUAUCGCCAACAGCGAGAAGACUGUGGGGAUCCUUCCUGCAUGGUGGAAUGCAGACAAAAGACACGCAUGCAUCGAAGUCGCAAAAGAGAUGUAUCACUGGGAUGACCUUCCUGAGGCAGGCAUUCCUAAGGAGGUGAACGAGUGGCGCCGGUAUGGGGGCCCGUCUCUGAGAUCGCCUUUGCGUGCGCUGGGCAUGAAGAUUGAGGGGAUCGACACCAUUGAGGCGGUAAAGCUGGGAUACUACAAAGUAAAGAAAUUGCCGGACGGACGCAUCGUUAUCCAUAACGAGACCGAUUUGAGUCACCUGGAAUGA